Molecule: messenger RNA, 468 nt
Organism: Gaeumannomyces tritici R3-111a-1
Lineage: Eukaryota; Fungi; Ascomycota; Sordariomycetes; Magnaporthales; Magnaporthaceae
Exons: 4
Coding region: 1-468 (155 amino acids)
Source: RefSeq, a predicted model, not a curated record
AUGGCAGACUGGACGGCAGCGUUGAGCCUGGCUCGGUUCCGCUCGGCCGUCUAUGCCGUGUCAACUCGGCAGUGGGGGCAGGGAGAGGGCAGGGAGAGGCCGGAUGCAGCAGCAGCGGGCCAGCAGAAGCAGCCAGCAGUAGUGGCAGCGGACCAGCAGCAGCAGCAGCAGCAGAAGACCAGCAGAAGACCAGCAGCAGACCAGCAGCAGCGAAAACAAGGAGCGGCCGCAGAACAGGCCAAGAGCGACCGCAAGCAGGACGGACUGUGCAGGCCGAGCUCGGCCAGGCAGGAGGCCAGAAGGCCAGGAGGCCAGGAGGCCAGGAACCAGGAGGCCAGGAACCAGGAAGCCAUACGGCAGGCUAGGAAGGCAGCUAGACGCACAUUUGCGGCUCAAAUACCGCUCUACGCGCCCUGCGUCAGCGGCCGCCCACGCAACGAGGCCAGCCGGCCCGUACCGUCGAGCUAG